GACAGAUUUUACAAUGUUGCGGCUCGGCACAUGGUGCUUUUCCCUUAAAGUUUUUUGCCACCGCUAAUAAAAAUGAGUGGUGGUUCAAACCAGAGGACUUUGUUUCAGACUUGGGGUGCCUCCGUAUCCCAAAACAAAGUUGUUAAUCCGAAAGAAGAUGGCAAAAAUGCUUUUGGGCGGCCCAGAACGACUCCAAGCAACAGUGCUCAGGUAGCUGCAGCACACCCUUCUAAUCCUCUCUGGACUGAAAAUGGUCAGGGGUCAGCAUAUACGUUAAUGAACCCUUUGAGGACAGAGGACCCCAUGCCUCUGUAUGAAGAGGAAGAUGAUGAUCUGAUGGUGGUUGCUGUCUAUGAAGCUGAAAGGAGCCUGCAGCUUGAUAAUACUAACUCUUUCCAACAUGUCAGACCAGAAGACCCCACACUCUCUCUGACCCUCUCAGGUGGGCAGACAUAUCCAGACUUCCCUGGCUUUGACAGCUCCUCAGCUAAGGUAUGGAUCUACCCAACCAACUAUCCUGUCAGGGAGUACCAGCUCAAGAUAUCAGAAACUGCCUUGUUUCAGAACACCUUGGUGUGUCUUCCCACUGGGCUGGGAAAGACCUUUAUAGCUUCUGUGGUUAUGUACAACUUUUAUCGCUGGUAUCCAUCAGGCAAGAUUGUGUUCAUGGCUCCCACCAAGCCUCUAGUGGCCCAACAAAUUGAGGCGUGUUAUAAAGUGAUGGGGAUCCCACAGGCACACAUGGCUGAGCUGACAGGUAGCACAGCAGCAAAGCAGAGGCAAGAGGUGUGGAGGUCCAAGCGGGUCUUCUUUCUCACUCCUCAGGUCAUGGUUAACGAUCUGUCCAGAGACACCUGCCCGGCCCAGCAGGUCAAGUGUUUGGUGAUCGAUGAAGCCCACAAGGCACUGGGAAACCAUGCAUACUGCCAGGUCAUCAGACUGCUUGGCAGCCAGACUUUGCAGUUCCGCAUAUUGGCUCUUAGCGCAACUCCAGGUGGCGAUACAAAGUCAGUGCAAUCUGUGAUCUCCAAUUUGCUCAUCUCCCAUAUCGAGCUACGUUCAGAAGACAGCCCUGACAUCCAGGCUCACACCCACCAGCGAAGUGUGGAGAAAGUUGUGGUUCCUCUGGGUGAGGCCCUUUCAGCUUACCAGACACGCUACAUACAGGUGCUGGAGAAAUUCAUGUCUCGUCUGGUCCAGAACCGGGUGAUGGGCCACAAGGACCUGCGGACUCUUACCAAGUACCAGCUCAUUCUCGCCAGGGAUCAGUUCAGAAAGAAUCCACCGCCACACGUCAAGGGUCCACAGCAGGGAAUGCUGGAGGGCGACUUUGCCCUUUGCAUCAGCCUGUACCAUGGCUACGAGCUGCUGAUGCAGAUGGGCCUCCGAUCACUCUUCUUUUACAUCCAGGGAAUCAUGGACGGAUCCAGAGAGAUGUCCAGGGCCAAGAAUGAACUGCAGAGGACUUCCACCUUCAUGGACUUCUACAAAGAGAUGGAAGCUAUGUUUAUGAAGCCAUCUGCUGGUCCAGAUGAGCCAUUCAUUUACAGUCAUCCCAAACUGGAGAAACUGGAGGAGGUUGUGCUGCAGCAUUUCAGACUGUGGGCUGAGAACUCAACAGACAAUAAGGGUCCUCAGGGGGUAAGUACACGAGUGAUGAUAUUUUCAUCAUUUCGGGAGAGCGUACAGGAGAUCGCAGCCAUGUUGAACCACCACGCCCCGCUGAUCAGGGUCAUGACAUUUAUGGGUCAAGCUUCAGCUGGGAAGGGGGUCAAAGGCUUCACCCAAAAGGAGCAACUGGAGGUGGUGCACAAGUUCAGACAGGGGGGCUUCAACACGCUGGUGUCAACCUGUGUGGGGGAAGAGGGGCUGGAUAUUGGCGAGGUAGACCUCAUUGUUUGUUUUGAUGCACAGAAGAAUCCCAUUCGCUUGGUGCAGCGAAUGGGGCGAACCGGACGCAAGCGUCAGGGACGCAUCGUUGUCAUCCUGGCUCAGGGACGGGAAGAGAGGACCUACAAUCAGAGCCAGAGCAACAAGCGCAGUGUGUACAAGUCCAUCACUAGCAACAAGAGUGGGUUCCACAUGUACCCCAACAGUCCCCGCAUGCUUCCCGAGGGGCUGAACCCCAAACUCCAUAAGAUGCAUAUUACCUGUGGGCAGUUUGACCACCAGGAGAACAGCAGGCGGUCUGUCAGGGGUCGACGGUCCCACUCUGAGCGACGGGCCUCACUUAUCCACCCUCAAAACCUGAUUCAACAAGGCAGUUCAACAUCCAGUUGGUUUCUGAGCAGUACAGAAUAUUCCCUAUGGGAGUCAACCAUGAAGCUGGAGGACACUGAGGCUCAUCCAACCCUGAAGCCGUCACACUUCCUGUCCAUACCCAGUGACCCACUGCCUCAGGAGGAUUUUUCCAAAGGCAAACAACCAUUCAGAGAGCUGUCUUUGUGGGAAUGGAGACACUGGCAAUACAGAGCACUUCCUUCCCAUGUUGUUGAUCAUUCCCUCCGCUGCAACCACUUUAUUAAGGUGAUGGAGCUCAUUGACCGCAUGAGAGAGGAAAAUGAGGGGGAAUGUCGUUACGAACAGGAACUUCUUCCUUACCUCGAUAAAAUGGACACUGUGAACAGCAGACAGAAGAAACAGAAGGGCACAAAGACCUGCACCAAAACCACUAAAAACAAACCGAAACCAUCCCAUUCAUCUUGGUCUGAACUGCAGUUUAUCGAUGAGGAAUUUGAGGGGGAGGAUACACGAACAGCUGGGUUAUUAACCACACUGGCCACGAUGAAACAAAGGCCUCCUGCUGAGCAUAAUAAUGAGGUACCUUAUGAUGGCAGCAGAGAUCACUUAAAACUGGAGACAGUUUGUUUGUUUCCAUCAAAUAGUCAGAUUGCUGAUAUUCAUAAAUGUACAACUGUUAUUGAGGACCUUACUGAAGCAGACAGAGAACCUGUGAAUUUAGACAAUAUGUCAGAGCUGCCUGCUAAAAAUGAUGACGAUGAAGAUGUUGAACUUCAGGCAAUUUUCUACCUCCCUAAAUGGGAUGCAGCCCCACUGCUCUGCUCUGACAAGCUCCUCCCAGGAAGAGAUGAGAGUCUGAAGGUCAUUCUGGCCAACGUGGAUGAACUCCUGUCCCGAUCUCCGCCGUCACUCAUUGAUGAUUUAGAGGCCCCUCCAUCACUUCCUUCUUCUCCUCAACACCCUCCUCAGCCCUUCCUAGUCAGCUUUAGCUUGGAUGUGGAUGACGACAACGACAGUGAUGACGUGAUAAUGAAAGUUCCCGAGAAGCCUCCUGGCGAGCCCCCAAAGGGUAAAGAGGGCAGUAAAAUCUCUCCUGACUGGCCUGAUCACAAGAAGCAGCCUGUCAGAGUAGCAGCCAACAGUCCAACCUGGGAUGAGGUUUUUGGGGAGGAAGUAAAUGAUAUUUAUGAUAUCGGGGAUGACGACAAGGAGACAGAUGAUGAAAAGUGCAAUGGCUUCAAGGAAGAUCAGGUUCACAUAGAAGCUGAUGGUGCGAGUGAGGAAAAACAGAGCUGGAAUGAUGUGAGGGAUGAAGUAAUGCCACACUUGACAGAUGCUGAUUUGAAAGAUGAUAAAGCCUCUGAGCACAGCUCAGAGAUGGAUGAGAGCAUUGAUCUGUUCGGGGAUGAUGAAGCCUUCCUGCAGAUGACCAUUCCCGAUGUCCCCACUCCUGAGGAUGUCGUCACACCCACGACAUCCUCUACAGAGAAGAAGACUGAAACUGUACACACACAUGCCCCAAUAAACCCAUGUAGCACUAUGCUGCCAGCUGAUGGCACCCACAGAUUGAAGACAGUGCAAUCAAAUGGAAUGUCAUGCAGAGAGGAUUUGACCUUUACUUCAAAUGCCAAGAAGAUAAUUCAGGAAACAAACACCCAUAACACUACAGAGACAAAACAUAAUAUGCACACACCAGGACAAGCUAAAACUGUAGCAGAAAAUUCAGUCAUCUGCAAGGCUGUUACACCUCAUUUUAAAUCUUCCGAGUCUUUUGACAGCACCUGUGACUUAUUUUCAGUCAACUUUGACCUUGGCUAUUCACUGGAAGAAUCUGAGGAUGAAGAUGAACUAGAGGCCAUUGCCGCCCCUUGUAUGCUGGCAUCUUCACCGCCGAAAAAGCAGCCAGACUCCACCACAAUUUUGGCAGCUGUCUCUUCCUUUUCUACUCCCUGUAACAGCUUUGCUAAACAGAGAAUACCUGCACUGUGCAGUGAAUCCAAGUUAUCCACACCACAAAUGCUGUCACAAUGUACCACAUCUAAAAGUGGUGCGCUCCCAUCUACAGUCGCAUCCCCGGGAGCAAGGCGAACCCUCAUGCCUGGUCUGCCCUCCAGCUUGAAACGGAGACGAGCACAAGGUGGCACCACUAUAGCAGAGAGAGGGUCAAAUGAGGUUUCUGACACCUUUCCUCUUCCAGUGGAGGGCAACAGUGACAGUGAGGAUGAAGUUGUGCUUCAUAAAAGAAGACAUCCAAACAAAGUCAACCCCUUAUCAUCCCCAGACGUGAACAACAGUGAUGUCGACUCCCCGGUGGCAGUGAAAAGAAAACAUGCUGCUGCACUCAAUACUUCUGAUGAAAUGGAAUCUGCUUCUGAUGAUGACUUCCGUAAUGAGUCCGUAUUUGCGCACAGAGCCACAGCACAGGGAGCUGAGAGUAAACAGGCCAAAGCCAAGCGCACCAAAUGUCGAAAAGGGCGACAGUUCCUGGAUGAAGAAGCACAGCUGUCAGAGCUUGAGGAAGGGGUAGAGGUCUCAUCUGAUGAAGAGGAUGGAGAAGAACAGAAUCGGUCUCUUGACGGCUUUGUGGUCGACAACACACACGUCUCUCAGGGCCUGAAUGACUCAGAGAUGCAUGGGAUCUACCUGAAGUCAGUGAGAAGCCCUGCAGUCCAGGGUAAAUUCAAAAUGUCCCACAGAAGCCAUCACAACAUGGACAUAUUUUCCCAGGUGCCAGAGGUGGAUGAGACAUAUGAAGAGGACAGCUUUGUGGUGGGCAGUGAUGUGGAGGAGGUGGGCACCAGUGAGGAAGAUGCUGAAGAUGUUGAACUUCUGCCUGAGGCCUCGUUUGUGGAUGGGAGAAGGCAGUAUGCCACCAGGCGCCGCGUUUUCCUGCACAAAGCCAGAGCAAGAGGCACCACAAAAACCAGAGUUCAGUCUCCCCCUGAACAGAGAGCUGAGAAGAAAACCAAACGCACCCGGGUCAUACAAAUUAAUGAUUCUAGCGAGGAGGAGACAGAUGAAGUCAAUAAAGACAGGAGUCCCAGAGCAGGAAGUGGUGUGGUACCUUUGUUGCCAAAGAUGGUACAGCCAGAGUCUUGCAGGCUCCAGCAGCAGCAGAAAGCUGUGUCCUCUGCUUCUGCGACUUUAUCUUCCAAGGUCUCACUUUUGAACAAAGCACAAAGGAGCUCUGUGAGUGAAGAACAGCAAAAUGAGAGGUGUCGCCAGAGGAUAGAAAAUCAACAUCUCCUCUCUGAUGAGCUAGACUUCGUGGAGUCAGAACUACAUGUUUCCUCAAAGAAACCAUUCCAGGCACUCCCUCCCACUUCCUUGGCUCCUCAGACAUCCAGAGCUCAGGAUUUAAUAGUGAGCGAGACCCCUGCUUCAUCUGGGUCUGUAUGCAUUCUGGUGGACAGUCGCUGCAUCAGUAGUGGAGUGGAGCUGCUGACCAGCCUGCGUCAGCGCCACGCAGCCACCGUGCAAGUCUGCUCUUUGGACAGCAGCUACUUCAUUGUCAGCAAUCGCAUGGCUGUGGAAAGGCACAGCCAAUCAGAUCUGGCUGCAACGCAGAAUCGGAAGCGACUGGCGGAAAGAGUGAACAGCUUGCAGGGGUUGUUUGAGCGCGUGUGCAUGAUAGUGGAAAAAGAUCGGACCAAGACGGGUGAGGCGUCACGUCCAUUUCAGCGAACUCGCUACUAUGACAGCACUUUGGCUGCUCUGGUGCGUGCAGGGGUCCGCCUGCUGUGGAGCGAUGGCGCUGAAGAGAGCGCCGGAUUGCUGGCAGAUAUGGCGCGUCUGGAGCAUCGUAAGGGGCAUGCCAUCGCUGUACCAUUGGAAGCCAAAGGACAGCAAAGGCAGCAAGCGCUGCAGCUGUACUUGAGCUUGCCUUCAGUCAACUAUGUUCAAGCUCUUAACAUGAGCCACAACUUCACAACAAUCGCCCAACUAAUAAACAGCCCAGUUGAAACCAUACAGAAGGGAGGGUGUAUGAGUCGACCCAAAGCUGAGGAGAUCUAUCGGUUCCUGCGGUACUCCUGCGACUCCUGCCUUUUGAACGCAUCAAAAUCAGGAAUAAACAGCUAGCACACUAGUUGGAUUUCUUUCCACUACAUACAUUCUUCAGCUGCUUUCUGCCUUUCUCUUUGACUCAGGAACUAGAGGACAGCAGUUACAAUAAUUCAGUGACUGCUAAUAUUAUAUUAAAAUAUAUAUAUAUAUAUAUGUAUAUUAUAUUGCAUCUCAAUGAGAGAAGAGUUUUAGGAUCUUGGUUCAUCCUUUUUGCACAACAAGUUGAAGGGGCACAGCACUCAACUUUAUGUUAAACACCAUGGGUUUCUUGAAAGUGUACAUUAAGCUAAUUAGACAGUAUUAAACACUGGUAAGAGCUCAAUAAUUGGCACCUAAAUAACUAAUAAUAAUGGAUGUUUGUUUUCUUUAAUAAACCGCAAUAUUUUUGUAAUGUGUUUAUUAGUUUUCUGCUUCACCCCGAGAAAGAAGUCCCUUUCAAACCCAGCACAGAGUACAACCUGACAACUUACUACACUGGACGUCUCCCAACAAACCCCAGGACUGUAAACACAUACAUGGAUUUUAUUUUAUUUUUUAAACUAAUUUAAAGGCAGCUCAUCCAUUCAUCCA
This is a messenger RNA of Archocentrus centrarchus (flier cichlid), 6876 nucleotides long. It is a transcript of the gene fancm, whose product is annotated as FA complementation group M. The transcript is spliced from 24 exons. Bases 73 to 6321 code for a protein of 2082 amino acids. Gene Ontology annotation, molecular function: ATP binding; 3'-5' DNA helicase activity; nuclease activity. The record is from RefSeq and is a predicted model, not a curated record. Gene Ontology annotation, biological process: interstrand cross-link repair; double-strand break repair via synthesis-dependent strand annealing. NCBI's taxonomy places the organism in Eukaryota, Metazoa, Chordata, Actinopteri, Cichliformes, Cichlidae.